Molecule: messenger RNA, 2304 nt
Organism: Kickxella alabastrina
Lineage: Eukaryota; Fungi; Kickxellomycota; Kickxellomycetes; Kickxellales; Kickxellaceae
Exons: 2
Coding region: 223-2208 (661 amino acids)
Source: RefSeq, a predicted model, not a curated record
GUUUUUGCUCGCGCCCUUUUUUGUCUUUGCAAACCCUCGAUUUUAAAUUCAAAUCCAAUUUAACAUUUAUAUUUGCCCAUACAACCACACCCACACACUCACUCACCCCCAAGGUAAGACACUUGUUUUUGUUGUUGUGCUAACGAAAUACAUUCUUCUUCUACCAACCAACUCGCACUUAGAACACACAUACAAAAAUAUAUACACGCAUACGCGCGCUCAAUGGACCAAACCUCACAGCUUGCAGCCGGCAGGCUGGACGACUUUGGGCUUGUAGACUACGAGUCACCAAGCCUCGGCCCUCAGGAAUCCCCUCAGUUUGCACCCAGCUAUACAGCCGACGCACUGCCAGAACCCAACGAUGAACUCAUCGACUAUGAAGAGUUUGAUGCCGACGAAGACGAAGACGAGUUGGAGCAUCAGAGUGAGAAGGAUAUCUUGGAGUUUCCGGAUCAACCAGCGUCUGACGACCACGAUAACCUUGAGCACCAGGAUAACCUUGAGCACCAGGAGUAUGCUCUGGUUGAGGCUGAGCAAGAGCACCUUGAGCAGGCUCAGCUUGCAUCUGAGCAGGAGAAGCGUGAGCAGGCUCAGCUUGCAUCUGAGCAGAAGCAGCGUGAGCAGAAAGCGCUCCAAGAACAUCCUGAGCAGGAUCAUCUGGGGCAGGAGCACCUUGAGCAGGAAGCGCUGCAAGAACACGAACGGCUUGCACCAGAGCAUGGUCAGGGCGAGCUUAUCGGGCAGCAACAAAACGAGCUGAUUGAGGCCAAGCAGGAGCACCACGAGCACGGCCUGAUUGAGCUUGAGCAGCAGCACCAGGACCAGUCCACUGCUGAAAAGCACUGGACUGAUGGUCUGGCGCAGCCUGAGCUAGUAGAGGAGCAAGCCUAUGGCGAGCAGUUCGAGUUUGAGCAGUUUGAGCAGCUUGAGCCCCCCGAGCCGCACGUGUCGCAGCUGCCAGCUGCGGUCAGCGACGCCAGCGCUAACUUCGCUGUUAAUGCCAACGACGAUGUCCAGACAAUUGGCAGCAGCGACAACGACCACGAUGCCUUUUCUGAGCUCCCAGUGGCUGACGGCGACAGCAUUGACUUUGACGCGCCCGACCACUCGGUGAUCGACCUCACGCAGGAUAUUCAUGAGCCCAAAAUUGACGUUGACGUUGACGCUGAGACUGAGACCGAGACCGAGCAUCAGCUCCGGGGCUUGCGUGUGCCUGAGACCUGGGUGUUUAGCGACGGCGAGUGGAUGAUUUACCUGGGCCCUGGCCAGCCGUCAUACAGUGUGGAUUACCAGACUGCUUUGUUCGAGAUGCCGCUGGAUCAGCUCAUUGUUGCCCUUCACAGCGACAUUCUGCUCAAGGAGGACAUGGAGCUGUCGCUGGAGUUUCCGUCAUUGGCCUUGGUCAUCGAUCAGCGCGAUCAAGAGAGCGCCGCGCUCAACCUUGCUCAGAUAUAUAACUGCCAUGUCGCAGCCGUCCGCCUGGGAAAGGUCUCUGUUGACAUUCUCAAUUCGCCUUAUUUCUCCUAUUCAUCUUCGCAGACAUUUACUCCUUCUCCUGAAUCUUUUGCCUUUAUUAUCCACACCCGCCCAACCGUUCACACCACCAUCUCCCGCAUCAUGCAACUUGUUGACGAGCUUGAGCACAUCGACAGCGCAGGCGUGGACGCUCACGCCGAGCACGGCCAUGACUACCAGUCAGAGGACGACGAGCCCACGACAGUGCCCAACGGGGCGUACGAGCACAAUGCGGAAGAUGAGGAUGCAGAGGAGCCCAGUGCCGCUGAGCUGCUCCUCGGCGACGAUAGUCUCGGUGAGGAAGACGAGGACGAGGACUACAUCUCUGAAGGCGAGGACGAGGGCGACCACGUUCUCGGCCCCGAUGCCGUGCGGGCUGAGGCUGACUAUGAGCUUGUCGACGAUUACAAUGGGGAGGACGACGAUGACGAGCAUGACGAUGACGAGCAUGAGGACGACGAUGACGACGAGGAGGCUGGUGACGAUUUCGAGACGCACGUCGACUCGGAUACCGGGUCGCCGUCGAACAAGCGCGCACAGGACUUAAUUUCCACGAGCAACCACACCGACGACGAGGCCGAUGUCAACGAUGAUGACAACGAACCGCCGUCUGCAAAGAGAGCGAGGGGCGCUGCCCAGAGCGCGCUUGUGGAGGAGCAGCAGCCGGUCGAGGACAUUGCUGCCGAAGCGUAAUCAGUGAUAUUUUAUGUUGUUUGUUUAUUUUAUAUUGCGAGGUGAAAUACACCCGCAUUACCUUUCACUAUAUUGCAUUUAUAUAAACCAUUUUAU